AUGGCCGGAGAAAAUCCGAUUGUAUGGCGUUUCAGGCAAAGUAGACCGACUCCGACAUGCAGGCCACGCCAUCAUACCAGUUUUAGCCAACAGAGACUGAAUAAAUGGACAUACAUAUCCACGUCGGAAAAAAAUAUACGAGAGGAGAAGAACUCCGCUGUGGACGAGAUCGCUGUCGUUCGCCCCCCGCUCUUACUGAUCUGA
Penicillium samsonianum is the source of this 204-nucleotide messenger RNA. RefSeq lists its product as uncharacterized. The coding region runs from base 1 to 204 and encodes 67 amino acids. The transcript has 2 exons. The record is from RefSeq and is a predicted model, not a curated record. Lineage: Eukaryota; Fungi; Ascomycota; Eurotiomycetes; Eurotiales; Aspergillaceae.